CUUAUCAGCUUUGGGGGGGUUAUCACGGCACUACAGUGUGUUCCCGAUGAGAAAUGUGUUGACAAUUCUGAAGAGCUUUAUUUGCCGCUGACCGCACCGGAGAGCUCUUUAGAAUUUCCUCGAUUUCCUUAUCGUGGCUAUAUUAGGACCAUCACUUGCCACCUGCCCGGCAGUCGUUCUUCGCGAGACCAACGAGAAUAUGAGGUUUAUUUUAUUGUCCCUGGUGGUGGCUUCAUCCUGCUGCCUCUGGGAUGCCGUGUCCAGCUGCACCAGCAUCGAGCAGCGCUACAAGUUCCCGAAUACCAAUAUCUACGUGCGACUGCGCCGCGGUGACAAGUUGCAGUACGAGCUGAUGAAGGGGGAUAAGACCCUGCAAACGGUCACCUUCGAUAACUUUGAGACGAGCGCAAAUCUGGUGGCGACGGACAGUGGUGGUUACACCCUCACCGAUGGCACCACCACCGUGCAGUUUACGCUGGUCAAGAACGGUGUGGUCUCCGGCACGGGCAGUGACAUCACCCAUGUGCAAGUUUCCCGUGACCAGGUGCUGAAGGGCACCCAGCCCAGGGAUUGUUUCCCUCUGGGAACGGGAUCCACGCACUGGUUCAGUGGCCCGGAGCAGAAGCAGCACUACUGGCCCGUGGAACGACAGGUGCACAGCAACUACUCCUACCUGCCUAAAGAGCUGGACAACUUUGGAGUGGGCGAGCGGUACUGGCUGAACAGCGCCGGUGCCUUCUUGUACGUGGAAAGCAACACGCCGCUCUUCCUUGACCAGAACACAGCGGCCUAUCCGGGCCAGCUCUGCCUGAGUGCCACCAGUGAGCUGCCCUACGAUCCCCGAGUGACCGCUGGCAAGUUCGUCUACCAUGUGGCCGUGGCCAAGGACGCGAAGGCGGCGCACAAGUAUGCCGUGAAAACCUUCCUGGGACAACCCACGGGCUUCCCGGAUGAGCGUAUGGUCAGGCAUCCAGUGUGGUCCACUUGGGCGCUCUACAAGGCGGAGGUCUCCGAUGAUGUGGUCAGGGAUUUUGCCAAGCAGAUCCUAGACAAUGGUUUCAAUAAUAGUCAGCUGGAGAUCGAUGAUGAUUGGGAGGACUGUUACGGCGCCCUGACCUUCAGGAAAAACAAAUUCCCAGACAGCAAAACCCUUACGGACGACCUCAAGGCGCUGGGCUUCCGAGUGACCUUGUGGAUUCAUCCAUUUAUCAACAACAACUGCACGGCCAUUUACGACGAGGCCAAGUCUCUGGGCUACCUGGUGCUGGAUCAUGAGGGCAGCUCCGACACCCAGUGGUGGAACAGCAAGCCCAAGGAUGCAGCCAUUUUGGACUUCACCAAAACUGAAGUACAGGAAUGGUUUGCCAAGCGCCUGAAGCGCCUGCAGGAUGAGGAUGGCAUUGAUAGCUUCAAGUUUGAUGCCGGAGAGACCAGUUGGUUGCCCAGUGAUCCCGUGCUGCAGGCCAGCAGCUCUAUGGUGACUCCCCUACAGGCUGUGGGCGAUUAUGUGCGCACUGUUGCCGCCUUCGGUGACAUGGUGGAGGUGCGAUCGGCACAGAACACCCAGGAGCUACCCAUUUUCGUGCGCAUUGUUGACAAAGACUCCGAGUGGGGCUGGAACAAUGGAUUGCUCACGCUGAUCUCGUCGAUGCUGCAGAUGAACCUCAACGGAUAUCCCUUCGUCCUGCCAGAUAUGAUUGGAGGCAAUGGCUACUACGAGAAGCCACCGACCAAGGAGCUUUUCCUGCGCUGGCUGCAAGCCAACGUCUUUAUGCCCGCCCUUCAGUUCUCCUUCGUGCCCUGGAACUUCGAUGCUGAGGCCAUUACCAUAAGCAAAAACUUCACCGACCUGCAUGCCAACUACACUCCUUAUAUAAUGAAGCUCUUCCAGCGAGCUGUGGACUCCGGAGAGCCGGUGAAUGCUCCACUCUGGUGGAUCUCUCCCACCGACGAGGUGGCGCAGUCCAUCUACGAUGAGUUCCUGCUGGGCGACGAUAUCAUCGCAGCUCCUAUUGUAGUGGAGGGAGCCACCAAGCGUGACAUUUAUCUGCCGGAGGGCGAGUGGAAGGACGGCAAUAGCGACCAGGUCUACAGUGGACCCACCUGGGUGAUGGACUACCCAGCUGCGUUGGACACUUUGCCCUACUUUGUGCGCGUGGGCUUCCAGUUGGAAUAGAGCUAAAGCCA
This is a messenger RNA of Drosophila kikkawai, 2187 nucleotides long. It is a transcript of the gene tobi, whose product is annotated as target of brain insulin. Gene Ontology annotation, molecular function: hydrolase activity, hydrolyzing O-glycosyl compounds. Gene Ontology annotation, biological process: carbohydrate metabolic process. Lineage: Eukaryota; Metazoa; Arthropoda; Insecta; Diptera; Drosophilidae. The record is from RefSeq and is a predicted model, not a curated record.